Molecule: messenger RNA, 1077 nt
Organism: Lodderomyces elongisporus
Lineage: Eukaryota; Fungi; Ascomycota; Pichiomycetes; Serinales; Debaryomycetaceae
Gene: SGT2
Product: Sgt2p
Exons: 1
Coding region: 1-1077 (358 amino acids)
Biological process (GO): post-translational protein targeting to endoplasmic reticulum membrane
Cellular component (GO): TRC complex; membrane
Molecular function (GO): protein binding; molecular adaptor activity
Source: RefSeq, a predicted model, not a curated record
AUGUCUUCAGUGUCAAAUAAGGAUAUCGCUUUGUCGAUCAUUGACUUUUUAAAGCAAUCUGUUACUGAUAAAUCAAUUGCAGAAGACUACGUGGAGUCGAUGGAUGUUGCCAUUGAUUGUAUUGCUGAUGCAUUUGAAGUCGAUAAGGAUAGUACUGAUAAUAGCAAAUUUGGUGGAAAAUCGUUGAAGGAACUUUUGAGCGGAGCUGUCUCAAGUUCGGCUACUACCCAAGGUACAUCUCAAAAGACAGACCUGUCCAAUUCUGUGAAACCUUCAGAAAUCAUUGUGGAUGAAGAAACCAAAGCCAAGGCUGAUGCAUUGAAAGCAGAAGGAAACAAGUUCAUGGCAACCAAAGAUUACGCUGCUGCUAUUGAGAAGUAUACAGAAGCUAUUGGCUUAGAUCCAACCAAUGUUGUCUACCUUUCAAACAGAGCUGCUGCUUUUUCAUCAGCACAAAAACACCAGCAAGCUGUUGAAGACGCCAAAAAGGCCAUUGAAUUGAAUCCAAACUUUUCCAAGUCUUAUUCAAGAUUGGGUUUGGCCGAGUAUGCACUUGGUAAUCCUAAAGCAGCAAUGGAAGCUUACGAAAAGGGUUUAGCUGUUGAAGGUGACAACAAGAGCGAUGCCAUGAGAAAAGGUUACGAAACCGCAAAGAAAAGGGUCGAACAAGAUUUGGAAAAUUCUAUUUCAACUAGCGACAGAAGUGCAGGAGACAACGGAAAUGCAGGAUCAAAUGCCGGUGCUGGUGCUGGUGCUGGUGCUGGUGCUGGUGCUGGUGGUUUACCAGACUUUAGCUCCAUGUUUGGCGGUGCUGGUGGUGCUGGCGGUAUGCCAUCUUUAGCGGAUAUGAUGAACAAUCCGCAAUUGAUGCAAGCGGCUCAGCUGAUGUUGUCCAACCCAGAAGCUAUGCAAAAUAUCCUUAAUAACCCUUCAAUUCGUCAAAUGGCUCAAUCCAUGGGCUUAGGUGGCCCGGACGGACCUGAUUUGUCGAACUUGAUGAACAAUCCAAUGCUCAACCAGUUUAUGGGUGGAGGAGCAAGAGGUAAUGGCAAUGGUGAUGGCAGUAACGAGUCAUGA